This is a messenger RNA of Lemur catta (Ring-tailed lemur), 6653 nucleotides long. RefSeq names its product collagen type IV alpha 6 chain (gene COL4A6). The record is from RefSeq and is a predicted model, not a curated record. Bases 223 to 5298 code for a protein of 1691 amino acids. The transcript is spliced from 45 exons. Gene Ontology annotation, molecular function: extracellular matrix structural constituent. NCBI's taxonomy places the organism in Eukaryota, Metazoa, Chordata, Mammalia, Primates, Lemuridae. Gene Ontology annotation, cellular component: collagen trimer.
CCUGAGUGCAGCAAGUUGUAACGGGCACCGCUGAGCUUGUUUCCCUUUGGGGCACUUCUUAUCUAGAAGCUGAGUUUAGUUUCUUCCAAACUGGGCCACUUUGCUCCCCUACCCUGUCCUGAGUAAGGAAGUAGCCGCCAAGCAUCAGCGGAGCCCCGAUGAGCCGGGGCCGCGGAGCCGCUUAGCAGUCUCCCGGGACCCAGCUCCGGAGGAGCGGCAAGCAUGCACCCUGGGUUGUGGCUGCUCCUGGUUACGUUGUGCCUGACCGAGGAACUGGCAGGAGCGGGAGAGAAGACGCCUUAUGGAAAGCUAUGCGGGGGCCAAGACUGCAGUGGGGGCUGUAAGUGCUUUCCUGAGAAAGGAACGAGAGGGCGACCUGGACCAAUUGGGAUUCAAGGUCCAAUGGGUCCUCAAGGAUUUGCUGGCCCUACUGGUCUAUCAGGCUUGAAAGGAGAAAGGGGCUCCCCAGGCCCACUGGGACCUUAUGGACCCAAAGGAGAUAAGGGUCCAAUGGGAGUUCCUGGCUUUCUUGGCAUCAAUGGGAUUCCGGGCCACCCUGGACAGCCAGGCCCCAGAGGACUGCCUGGCCUGGAUGGCUGCAAUGGAACUCAAGGAGCUGUUGGAUUUCCAGGCCCUGAUGGCUAUCCUGGGCUUCUUGGACCACCCGGGCUUCCUGGUCAAAAAGGUUCAAAAGGUGACUCUGUCCUCGAUCAAGAUAGUUUCAGAGGAAGGAAGGGGGAUCCUGGGCUCCCUGGACUGGAUGGAAUCACUGGCCCAAAAGGAGCACCUGGAUCUCCUGGAGCUGAAGGACCCGUAGGACCACCAGGAUUGCAAGGUCCUCCAGGCCCUCCUGGUCUUCCUGGUCCUGAUGGAAAUAUGGGGUUAGGUUUCCAAGGAGAAAAAGGAGCCAAGGGGGAUGUUGGCCUUCCUGGCCCAGCAGGACCUCCACCAUCUACUGGGGAACUGGAAUUCAUGGGGUUUCCCAAAGGGAAGAAAGGAUCCAAGGGAGAACCAGGGCCUAAGGGGUUCCCAGGCAUAAGUGGCCUACCAGGCUUCCCGGGAUUUGGAACUACUGGAGAAAAGGGAGAAAAAGGAAUCCUUGGUUUGCCAGGACCUAGGGGUCCCAUAGGUUCUGAAGGAGUCCAAGGCCCUCCAGGGAGACAGGGCAAGAAGGGGUCCCCAGGUUUCCCUGGGCUUAAUGGAAUUCCAGGAAUUAAGGGUGAAAAGGGUGGCAUUGGCCUGCCAGGCCCAGACAUUUUCAUCGAUAUAGAUGGUGCUGUGAUCUCAGGUUAUCCUGGAGACCCCGGUGCACCAGGCCUCCCAGGCCUUAAAGGAGAUGAAGGCAUCCAGGGCCUGCGUGGCCCUACUGGUGUCCCUGGCUUGCCAUCAUUACCAGGUGUCCCAGGUGCCUUAGGGCCACAAGGAUUUCCAGGCCUGAAGGGGGACCGAGGAAACCCAGGCCGCACCACAAUUGGCACAGCUGGCGUCCCUGGCAGAGAUGGUUUGCCAGGCCCGCUAGGCCCACCAGGCCCACCCGGCCCACCUGGUCCAGCAUUUGACACUGGAACCCUGCACAAAAAAGAGCCAGGGUUCCCUGGUCUCCGAGGAGAACGAGGGCCAAAAGGAAACCCAGGCCUCAAAGGAGUAAAAGGGGACUCAGGGUUUUGUGCUUGUGAUGGUGGAGUUCCCAACACUGGACCACCGGGGGAACCAGGCCUGCCUGGGCCACAAGGUCUCAUAGGCCUUCCAGGCCUUAAAGGAACCAGAGGAGACCCAGGCUCUGGGGGCACACAGGGCCCAGCAGGGGAUCCAGGUUUAUUUGGGCUUCCAGGUCUUGUAGGCUCAAAAGGACAGAAGGGGGAGCCAUCUCUCAGCACAAGACCUGGAAUGCCAGGGGACCAGGGUGAUCGUGGCCCCCAGGGGUUCCCUGGUGAGACAGGAGCCCCAGGCAAGGAUGGAGUACCAGGUUUGCCAGGUCUGCCAGGCCUUUCGGGUGACGGUGGACAGGGCUUCCCAGGUGAAAAGGGGUUACCAGGACUUCCUGGUGUAAAAGGCCAUCCCGGUCCAAUUGGCGUCCCAGGAAUUGGGCUGCCAGGACCUCCUGGACCUCCUGGGCUUCCUGGAGAGAAAGGAGUAGAUGGAUUACCAGGGCAACAAGGCUCCGCUGGACCUCGUGGAGUCACUUUGCCUUGUAUUGUUCCCGGGUCAUAUGGUCCAUCAGGAUUCCCAGGAGCUCCUGGAUUCCCAGGCCCUAAAGGGGUCCGUGGCCUCCCUGGGACUCCAGGCCAGGUGGGAUCACACGGAAAUAAAGGAAAGCCAGGGAGCCCAGGAGUAGUUCACCUUCCUGAAUUGCCAGGAUUUCCUGGACCUCGUGGGGAGAAGGGCUUGCCUGGGUUUCCUGGGCUCCCUGGAAAAGAUGGCUUACCUGGGAAGGUUGGCAGUCCAGGUUUACCAGGUUCCAAGGGAGCCCCUGGUGACAUCUUUGGUGCUGAAAAUGGUGCUCCGGGGGAGCAAGGCCUACAGGGAUUGCCAGGGGACAGAGGAUUUCCUGGAGACUCUGGCCUUCUAGGACCUAAGGGUAUACCUGGGAAGUAUGGCUUGCUAGGCCCCAAAGGCAAACGGGGCAGCCCUGGAACACCAGGACACGUGGGACAGCCAGGGCCCCCAGGGUCUGGUGGUCUCUAUGGCACCAAGGGCAAACCCGGACCCCCAGGAGCACCAGGCUUUCCAGGCAUUUCAGGAAAUCCUGGAAAGAAAGGUACAGGAGGCGAGAUAGGUCCCCCUGGAUCAACUGGAAAGAGAGGUUUGCCCGGGUUGAAAGGCCUUCCUGGAUCUCCAGGGCUGACUGGCUUGCUGGGAAAUGCAGGCUUGCCAGGGAGCACUGGGUUGCCAGGCCUCCCAGGGCCGAAGGGUGAGAAAGGCUCCAUUGGAUUGACGGGCUUUCCAGGGAUACCAGGUCUCCCUGGUAUUCCUGGAGCAAGUGGAUUAAAAGGAAUUCCAGGGUCAGCUGGAAAAGUAGGACCAUCUGGACAGGAUGGUCGUCCUGGUGAAAAGGGAGACAGAGGCGAACCAGGGCUAGUUGGAAUGCCCAGUCUAAGACUUCCAGUGCUGAACCUUUGGCUCAAAGGAGACAAAGGUUCUCAGGGCUCAGCUGGAUCAGAUGGAUAUCCUGGACCCAGAGGUGACAAAGGACAGGCUGGCCGCCCUGGGCUACCAGGCCUGCCUGGAGCUCCUGGAUUCCCCAGCACCAUCAAGGGACUUACUGGGAGGCCAGGCCUUCCUGGCUCCACAGGACUACGGGGCUUACCUGGCCUGAAGGGGUCCCCGGGGAUCACAGGUUUCCCAGGAAUGCCAGGAGAAGGGGGUUCACAGGGUCUCAGCGGACCUUCAGGAUUCCCAGGAGCUUCUGGGCUCCCAGGCUUAAAAGGAGAUCAAGGCCAAGUGCUUGAAAUUUCUGGUAGCCCAGGACCCAAAGGACAACAUGGAAAUUCUGGAUUUAAAGGUGCAAAAGGAAAAGAUGGACUAGCUGGUGAUGUGGGUUUCCCAGGAAACAAAGGCCAAGACGGGAAAGUUGGUAUUUCUGGAGAUGUUGGCCUCCCUGGCUCCCCAGGACUUCCUGGGAUUGCAGGUGUGAGAGGAGAACCAGGACUUCUGGGUUCCUCUGGUCAUCCAGGGGAAACUGGGCCCCUAGGACUACUUGGCUUAAUAGGACCCAAAGGCUUCCCUGGAUUUCCUGGUUUACAUGGACUCAAUGGGCUUCCAGGCACUAAGGGCACCCAUGGCACUCCAGGACCCAGUAUUACCGGAGUGCCUGGGCCUGCCGGUCUGCCUGGACCCAAAGGGGACAAAGGUUCUCCAGGAAUUGGUAUCGGAACUCCAGGGAAGCCGGGUCUAAAGGGACAAAAAGGUGGUCGAGGUUUCCCAGGUCUCCAAGGCCCUGCUGGUCUCCCUGGUGCCCCAGGCAUCUCCUUGCCCUCAGUCAUAGCAGGACAGCCUGGUGACCCCGGGCGACCAGGCCUAGAUGGAGAACGAGGUCGCCCAGGCCUCCCUGGGCCCCCAGGUCCUCCUGGGCCAUCCUCGGAUCAAGGCGACCCCGGAGACCCUGGCUUCCCUGGAAUUCCUGGCCCUAUAGGGCCCAAGGGAGACCACGGAAUUCCAGGUUUCUCUGGCCUCGCUGGAGAGCUAGGACUAAAAGGCAUGAGAGGUGAGCCUGGCUUCAUGGGGACUCCAGGCAAGGUUGGGCCACCUGGAGACCUAGGAUUUCCCGGGAUGAAGGGGAAGGCAGGGCCAAGAGGCUUUUCUGGCCCCCGAGGUGCUCCUGGAAAAACACCAAUUGCAGAAGCUGUCCAGGUUCCUCCUGGACCCUUGGGUCUACCAGGCAUCGAUGGCAUUCCUGGCCUCACAGGGGACCCUGGGGUUCUAGGCCCUAUAGGCCUACAAGGCCCCAAAGGUUUACCUGGCACCCCGGGCAAAGAUGGUCCCAGCGGGCUCCCCGGCCUGCCUGGGGCUCUUGGCGAUCCUGGUCUCCCUGGACUGCAAGGCCCUCCAGGAUUUGAAGGAGCUCCAGGGCAGCAAGGCCGCUUCGGGAGGCCCGGAAUGCCUGGCCAGAGCGUGAGAGUGGGCUACACAUUGGUGAAGCACAGCCAGUCGGAACAGGUGCCCCUAUGCCCCGUCGGGAUGAGCCAGCUGUGGGUGGGUUACAGCUUGCUGUUCGUGGAGGGGCAGGAGAAAGCCCACAACCAGGACCUGGGGUUUGCUGGCUCCUGCCUACCCCGCUUCAGCACCAUGCCCUUCAUCUACUGCAACAUCAACGAAGUGUGCCACUAUGCCAGGCGCAACGAUAAAUCCUACUGGCUCUCUACCACCGCCCCCAUCCCCAUGCUGCCCGUCGGCCAGGCGCAGAUUCCUCAGUACAUCAGCCGCUGCUCUGUGUGUGAGGCGCCCUCGCAGGCCAUCGCUGUGCACAGCCAGGACAUCACCAUCCCACAGUGCCCCCUGGGCUGGCGCAGCCUCUGGAUCGGGUACUCCUUCCUCAUGCACACGGCAGCUGGUGCCGAGGGCGGGGGCCAGUCCUUGGUCUCACCUGGCUCCUGCCUAGAGGACUUUCGGGCCACUCCUUUCAUCGAGUGCAGUGGUGCCCGAGGCACCUGCCAUUACUUUGCCAACAAGUACAGUUUCUGGCUGACGACAGUGGAGGAGAGGCAGCAGUUUGGGGAGGAGCCAGUGUCUGAAACGCUGAAAGCGGGGCAGCUCCACACCCGGGUCAGCCGCUGCCAGGUGUGUAUGAAAAGCCUGUAGGACGGCACCUGCCGCUCUGCCCCUUGCCGUCCCCUCCCGCUCACAACAGUCACCUCACAAGCCUGAAUGGUCUGAAGAAGGAAGACCAGAGCCUUGUCAAGUUGUACAUCGGAGUCUCAUUGGGGCUGGACUACUGGACACUGGUCACCCAAACCCUCAGGCCCAAUAGAUGAGCCCACCCUGCUCACAUCUGCUGGCCCAUUUCACUCAACCCGGUGCUACCAUUUGAUUGGGAUGUUCACGUGACUAAUAGUGGCUACCUCAGAAAGAUUUGCUGGGUCCCUAGUUCCUCAUUGUCUUGGUCAGAAAGCUCUUCAUAAUGGCUAAUAAGUCAUUUCUUCAUGUCCAGGGGUCACCACAUGUCAUUUAGCUUAAACCAAAACCCAGUGUUUCCACAUUUAAAAAAAAAAAAAUCUCUUGCUAAACAUUCAUGGAUGGCUCAAGUCUGCAUAGGGCAAGCCCUCACUAUCCAAGGAGGCUCACUGAGACUAGGCAGGCAACAGAACUGGAACGAGGUGCCACCAGUAGCCCAGAAGCUUUGACUCCUUCCAGAGUGAGCAAGACUGGGCUCCACAUCGUUUAGGGAGGCUUGAGGGCCAGCAGCUGAGAGGGCCUCAUUGACAUCACACAGUCUUAGACAAAUCACUUCCCCCUUGCCGGCACCCUCCCCAGCCAGAGACGGAGGACUUGGCCUGGUCCAAAGUAGAGCAGAGGAUGCAACAAAUAUGGCCAAGCCCAUCAAAGGAAAUGAGAACUACAGCCCUUUUUCCUGGGCCAGGGGUAGAGGGGAGGAUGGGUAGGGAGGUGUGAAUUUUGCUUUUGACUCCAGGAACAAAAAGGUAAAUUCCAUGUCCUGAUUUCUCUGAAGGCCCUGUUUAUUCCAAAUGCCAUCCAGAUGUGUGCAAUGUGGCAAAAUGAAGCUGCAGUGUGUUGGUUCCUUUGCAUUCUGAGGCUGUUAGAGUCUUUCUGUUAAAAUGGUCAUCCAACUGCUCUUUCACAGGUAGCCUAUUAAACUAUUUUAAUAUGUUUUUAAAACCUCAUAAAAAUUUAGCGCACUCCUCUCUUGAGCAGUUAGCAGAGCUAAAGCAAGCCUAAGUUGGCUAUAAAGUGCAUUGUACUCUGUUUGGGGGGAUUUGUUGGAGACAUUUUCUUUAAUUACCAGUUCCCCAGAACACAGCUAAGUUGACAUGAGGCAAUUCCUUCCAAGUGAUUCUGUAUCCUUAAGUAUUACGUAAACUGUGCCAACACAGACAAAGCAUAACCAGUGUAAUCUGAGUUAUUAUCUUCACCUCCUAGCUAAGUAAUAAGCAUGUUGUCAGCUUUGUACAUAGCAAAUAAAAUAAAUGAAAUAUGAA